AUGCCUCAUCGAAGCACCGCGACCAAGACCGUACCUCCCAGUACUACCAACGUCUUGUCCGUCACAGGUACCAACGACUAUGUGGACCUUGACGAGGUCUGUGCGACGAUCCGGGCCUUCCUUGCAAGGUGCCAGGUCCCAUAUCCCAAAGUAGACUACGACCAAGAAUUCGAUCGCCUCACCCGUGAAGAUCUCGUCCGCCGCCGAUGCCCCUUAUCUGGCUCGCACAGCGUCGCGCCCUACGUUGAGGCAUCCGUGUGGAUAGCCAGCAAGGCGUAUGGGCACAUUCCGCUCGAGACGCAGAUCUUCGUCUGUGUGUACACCGUGUUGCUGAUCUACCUCGACGACACCUACUCGGACGAUACGGCCGGACUUGAUGAUUUCAACACGCGCUUCGUUCUGGGUCAAGAACAACGCGAUCCCACCCUCCGUUGCGUGGACGAGUUCAUUCGCGAGAUACCGCAGCGCUAUCCGCCGGUUACUGCGAAUAUCAUAGUCACCUCCACUUUAAAUCUGAUGACUGCGCUGCUACUUGAAAACAGAACCAAGGGCAUGCCACUUCGCGCCGGCGCCGUUCGGUAUCCGUAUUUUGCACGAGUUAUGUCAGGCGCAUCGGAGGCUUACGCCCUCUUCGUAUUCCCCUCGGACAUGCUGGUCACCAACUUUGUCCAGGCAAUUCCCGAAAUCAUGGUAUAUCUCAAUUGCGGAAACGAUGUCUUCUCCUUCUUCAAGGAGGCGCUGGCCGGAGAGACAGUUAACCACGUUUCUGUCGCGGCCAGGCUCCAUCGCAUCUCGAAGAACGAGUCACUUCGCAGGAUCGCGGACGAGACAGCCAUAUCGCAUGAGCGGUCGCAACAGAUAUUGGCGCCCUUUCCUCCAGCACUGGAGGCCUAUAUGGCCUUCAGCCACGGAUAUGUGGCGUUCCAUGCGGGAUCGGAGCGCUACCGCUUGAGCGAGGCCGGUUUGUGA
Messenger RNA from Punctularia strigosozonata HHB-11173 SS5, 969 nucleotides. Its product is annotated as terpenoid synthase. The record is from RefSeq and is a predicted model, not a curated record. NCBI's taxonomy places the organism in Eukaryota, Fungi, Basidiomycota, Agaricomycetes, Corticiales, Punctulariaceae. Bases 1 to 969 code for a protein of 322 amino acids. Gene Ontology annotation, molecular function: carbon-oxygen lyase activity, acting on phosphates. The transcript is spliced from 4 exons.